AUGACGAUGUUAUCUGAAUACGACAUAGACUAUAUGGUACAUAAGUCUAUCAAAAGUAGUGUUGUUGCAGAUUUCCUUACUGACCAACUCAUCAUUGUUAAGUCAGAAGAUGAACUUGAGUUCACUUACGAGGGAAUUAUGAGCGUUACAUUAGACAGAUGGAAAUUGAUGUUUGACGUAGUUUCCGGAAAGCAUGGUUACAAAAUUGGAAUCUUGUUAGUUUACCCAAAAUGUACAUACAAUCCAAUUUCCAUGGAACUCGAAUACCCUAUCACCAACAACAAGUCCAAAUACGAGGAAUGCCUAACGGGUCUCAAGUUGGCAUACAAGAAAGGAGUAACCAAACUAGAAGUAGUUGGUAUAGAAGGGAUUGUCUCAAUUUUUGAAAGUAAACAACUUCAAGUUCAAACUACAAGAUCUUGGGAUUACAUGGGUUUAUCCUUAGAGAUUCCUCGAAGUCCAUCAAUCGAGAGUGACAUAAUAAUUGGUCAUAUUGACAGUGGUAUACUACCUGAGAUAAAAAGUUUAGCUGACCACAAUUUAGGCAAUGUUCCGAACAAAUGGAAAGGUGUUUGUGAGGGAGGAAAAAACUUCACUUGCAACAAAAAGUUAAUUGGAGCGAGAUACUAUGAAGGAGACUCGGCGAGGGACAUAGAGGGUCAUGGGACACACACUGCCUCAACGGCAGUCGGAAGGGUUGUGAAUAAUGCAAAUUAUUAUGGCAUAGCAAAUGGAACUGCUAGAGGAGGUGCCCCAUCAGCAAGGAUAGCUACCUACAAAGUGUGUGGCAUGCAUUGUAAUGAUGAAGCUAUAAUGGCCGCAUUUGAUGAUGCCAUUGCUGAUGGUGUUGACAUUAUCACGCUCUCUAUUGCUUAUUCUAAGCCUGUUAAGAUUAGUCAAGAUGUUGUUGCCAUCGGUUCUUUUCAUGCAAUGCAUAAAGGUAUUUUAAGCGUACAAGGUGCAGGAAACACGGGUAUUAACAUCUUAAAAUCUGUUACGAGCACUGCACCAUGGUUGUUCACUGUGGCUGCGAGUAGUGUGGACAGAAAAAUCAUCAAUAAGCUUGUUCUUGGAAAUGGGCGUACACUCAUUGUAAGUAUAAGUAGCAUUGCAUUGAGUCCUUUGGCCACAGGAAGACACGAGAAGAGGUUGGUAUAUGGAAGAGGAAUCACUCAGCACUGUAAUGAAUCAAGUGCAAUGAAAUGUAUAAUUGGAUGCGUUGACCCUAAUUUAGUGAAGGGAAAGAUUGUAGUAUGUGAUGCUGAUGUUGAUAACUCAGAUGCAAUAUAUACAGUUAUGACUACCAAUGCAAGUGGGAUUAUUCUUCGAAAACUAAAUGCAGAUGAUUCUUCAUUGGCACCUUUACCCACUGCAGCUCUGAAUGACCCUGAUUUUCGUUAUAUCGAGUCUUAUCUCAAGUCUACAAAACUUCCAUCUGCGCGCAUUCUAAAGAGUAAGAGGAUCCACAGUACUUAUGCUCCCAUAGUAGGUUCAUUCUCCAGUAAAGGACCCAACAUUAAUUUACCAGAACUUUUAAAGCCUGAUAUAACUGCGCCGGGGAUAGAUAUAUUGGCCGAAUGUCCUAUACAAGGAGGUUUUGACACACUUGUUUCUAAUUACUAUAUUCAAAGCGGUACAUCCAUGUCGUGUCCCCAUGUUACUGGUGCAGCUACUUAUGUGAAAUCUAAACAUCCUUAUUGGUCAACUUCGGCUAUCAAAUCUUCUCUUAUGACUACUGCUUGGACUAUGAAUACAAAAUACAAUACCGAUGCAGAAUUUGGAUAUGGAGCAGGACACAUUGAUCCGGUAAAGGCCAUACAUCCUGGACUCGUGUACGAGACAUUUAUAGACGAAUAUUUCAAUAUGUUUUGCAGUCUAGGUUCAGAAGGAGAUAAAUUAAGGAAGAUGUUAGGAACAAAACAUAAAUGUUCAAAGAGGAAAAAAACGCUUGUAAAGGAUCUCAACUACCCAACAAUGACUGCAUCAGUGCACAUUAAAUCAUCUUUCAAUAUUCAAUUCAGAAGAAUUGUGACAAAUGUUGGAUAUGCUAACUCCACUUAUCAUGCACAAGUUAGUACUGGGGAUAAUACAAUCUAUGUCAACGUAGAACCAAGUGUUCUCUCUUUUGUUAGACUGAAUGAGAGAAAAAAAUUUAUUGUGACAGUUAAUGGACAAUGGCUCAACCAAGAUCAUAUUUCAUGUUCCUUAGUUUGGUUUGACGGCACUCAUAAGGUCAGAAGUCCCAUUUUAUUAUAUCGGUCAUCUAUCCUUUAA
Molecule: messenger RNA, 2274 nt
Organism: Impatiens glandulifera
Lineage: Eukaryota; Viridiplantae; Streptophyta; Magnoliopsida; Ericales; Balsaminaceae
Product: subtilisin-like protease SBT4.3
Exons: 7
Coding region: 1-2274 (757 amino acids)
Biological process (GO): proteolysis
Molecular function (GO): serine-type endopeptidase activity
Source: RefSeq, a predicted model, not a curated record